ACAGUCCAUUUGGAGGGAGGAUCUCAAUGCAUUUUUUAGCAUAAAUACACACUAGGCUAGCUGUGCCCACAGACAGAGGGGGUACCCAACCCUCCCAGGUUCUCUGCCCUUGCUGAGAAGCCUGGGUUCUGAUCCCCAUGCCUCAGUGGGACACAGAGCUGCCCAGGAGCACACGAAGCUCAGUCCUGCCCCUGCCUUCCAGGUAAACACAAAUGCUGCUCGCGUUGGUGGCUUACAGCCCAGCAGCACAUUUAGUUGAGUGCUGUUCCUGGGGUUGGUGGGCAGGUGAGGGUGCAAAGUCACCCUUGAUGAAGAACCACUGGUGUAGACUAGUGGUUCCCAACAUGUGCUAUACCAGAAAUCCCUUUUAUGGUUCUCCUUCCCUGUGAGGGAGUUUAUCAGCCGAACAAACUUCAUUGGUAAGUAUUUAUUCCUCUACUUUCUUAUCUAAAAAUAUCUGCCAGUGGGAGCUCCUGAUCUGGGUCACCAGGCUGAGGUGAUAUAAUUCUGGCCAGUAUCGAACAAAGAAGCUUGAUAUUUUAGGUGACAACUGUGGUCUUAUUGGAAAGGAAGGUGAAAUUUCUGGUAGACUUCUUGACCCUUCGAAAAAUAGACUGAGGACCCCCAUGGAGGAGUCCUGAGAUUGGAAUCACUGGUAAAAACUUUUAUUUUGCUGUUUGGAAUUAAGAAUUUGGAUCAAAUGUUGAUGGAAGGUUUCUUUGAGCUCCACAUUUCCCCGGGAGCCUCCAUCCUGUCUUGUCCCCUUUUAGCAUGAGCAGUGUCAUUAUUCAGCAUGUAUUUAUUCAGUGAUCCCCACAUGCCUGGCACUUCCCUGGGUGUGAGGUUGCCGCGGUGAACAGCAGAUGCAGCCAUGGUGCUAAUGGGGUCUGUAGCCAAGUGAGGGAGGCUAAGAAAGAAAGAAUGUCAUUUCCAGCAGUGAUAAGUCCUAAGAGGGAGAUGCGGCAUGUGAAUGGGCUUGAGGGUGCUGGUCUCUGGAGUAACAAGCCUCUGUAAAUAAUCAAGUCACCCAUUUCCCAGCCCUGCCCUGAAGCACAGUCUUCACUUGGCCUGUUUAGGAUCAUUUCACAGAUUCAUUGACAGGGCUCAGUUCCUGCUAGUUGACUCCUUGGGGACGGAAUCCUCUAUUGCUUGCAAAAAUAUGCUCUGCAGUAGGCUGUCUUGCUAAUUGAGAGGGAUUCUGAGAAGUGGAGCAGCCUGCCUCACUAGCUUCAGUAAGAGGAGGCCUUAUAGGUACGUUGAACCUGGCCUGGUGGACAAAGCACCCUGCUGAGAGCUGGGCAGGUCUUCGGAAGGAGAUUUAAUGUUCUUCAUUAGGAAAGAUGGUAAUUCCUCUCUCCCUCUCCAGAUGUCUGCAACCAAGUCAUCAGAACACAGAAGGGACCUUGCAGCCAUUGUGUCUUUGUGCUCGGGUACUGUCUGAGGGAGGGAAGGGAGGCAGAAGGAAGGGGAGGGACGGAUCAGCUCCAUUUGCUGAGCCAACCUACUCAGCGCCAGGUGCCCCUCCUCUUGGCCACUGGAAGGCUUUCUUUCUUCUGGCCACAAUCAAACACCGUUUCUUCUUUCUGCCUUUGUUCCCUGUGAGUCAAUCACUGUUGCUGUGCGAAAUAGUAGCCGCUUGGCAGGGGAGUUCAUGAAGGUUGCAGAGCACCUGCUCAGGUUCUUGCCUCGCCUCCUUUCCCCCUUCCUCCCUCCCUCCUCCCACCUUUCCUUACCUGGCAGCCACCUAAUUCUUCUCUUUUAAAAUACAGUUCAGACAACAAUCCACACCAGCUGCCUUGGGGAAUCGUCCAAAGAGACAAAUUCUACCCUGUGCCCACCUCUCCUGUAGUUAACACCUUUCAGUGUUCCCUCCCCUCCUGUUGUCCUUAAGUUAAUGCCCUAAAGUCAUGGCCCUUGCUCAGCCUCUAAGGCCCUGGUGGGUGUUGCUUCCCCUUGUAGCUGGAUGGGUUUCAGGAAAUGCCCUAUCUGGUCAUGAGAGAUAGGCAGCCAUACCUCAGGGGAGAUGGUGGCGGGGGAGACAGUCUAGCCACAAAAGGCAAAAAAGAUAGGGAUGAGAUGGCUCAGAGGGAGUCUUGGUAAGGACUUUGGCUCUUUCUCUGUUGAGAUGGGACCGUUGGAAACUUUUUAGCAGGUUCUGAUUUGCAUUUUAAUGAGAUCUUUCUGGCUGCUGUGUUGAAAGUGGACCGGAAGUGGCAAAGGUGGAAAGACAGACCAAUCAGGAGGCUAUUGUGGUAAUCCAGGGUAUUGCAGUAAUCCUGGCCUGGUGGAAGCAGAGGAGAUUGUGAGACAUGAUCAGAUUCAGAGUAUAUCUCAAAGGUAGGAUUUGCUGGUGGAUUGGCUAUGGGGUGCCAUAAGAAAUAUGAUCCUGAUUGUUGCUUACCCUGUGCAACUACAGAAUGAAGUUUCCAUUUAUUGAUAUGAGCGAAUCCUCAGGGUGAGCAGGAGUGCCUGCUUGUUUUUUUGUGGAUAGAAGUAGAAUUAUUAUGUUAGAGAUGUUGGUCAGACAUCCAAGUGGAGACAGUAAGGAGGUAGCUGCAUGUAUAGAGCCAGAGUGUCCACUUGGCCAGGCCAUGGUACUCAGACAUGUGAUCAAAUACCAGUUGAGAUGUCACAUGGAGUAUGUUUUGAAUGAGGUUAACAUUUAAAUCAGUAGACUUUGAGGAAAGGACAUUACCCUCCACAGUGUGAAUGGGCCUCAUCCAAUAGUUGAAGGCUUUAAGAGUAAAAAGACUGAGGAAAUGGGAAGUGGGAAUUCUGACUACACAUUGCCUUUGGACUCAAGCUGCAGUAUCAGCUCUUCCUAGGGGCUCCAGCUUGCUGGCCUGCCCUGCAGAGUUUGGACUUGCCAGCCCCCAUAAUCACAUGAGCCAAUUCCUUAAAAUCUCUCCCUUUCUGUCUCUCUCUUCAACAUACACACAUCCUACUGAUUCUGUUUUUCUGGAAAAUCCUAACACAUGGAACAAAGGGAUAAAUUUGCAUAUCCAAAAUUUAUGCAAAAAUGGAUAUUCUGAUUUGUAUUUGGGACUUAAGUUAUUUAAGCCUUAAAUAUGAGCGUGAUCAUCAAGAGACAAUUGUGGGCAGGGAGGAGCCAGUCCACAGGGCUGCACAGCACAGAUUAAGAGAUUCAGAAAUUAUGUGUGUAUGUUUGUGUGUGUUAUAUGUGUUUGGGUGUGAGUGCUUGUGUGUUUUUAUGUGUUUUUGUGCUUUUGUGUGUGUGCUUGUGUAUGAGUGCUUGUGCUUGUGUGUUUGUGUAUGUACAUUCAUGCUUGUGUAUUUGUAUGUGUAUUGUUUAUGUGCAUGUGUUUGUGUGUAUUUUGUGCUUGUGUGUAUAUGUUUGUGCAUGUGUGUAUAUGUUUGUGCUUGUGUGUAUGUUUGUGCAUGUGUGUGCAUAUGUGUGUGUGUUUGUGUACAUACACAUAUAUGUGUGUGUAUGUUUGUGCUUGUGUGUAUAUGUUUGUGUAUAUGUUUGUGCUUGUGUGUAUAUGUUUGUGCCUGUGUGUGCAUGUGUGUGUAUGUUUGUGUACAUACACAUAUAUGUGUAUAUGUUUGUGCUUGUGUGUAUAUGUUUGUGCAUGUGUGUGCAUAUAUGUGUGUGCUUGUAUAUGUGUGUGUUUGCUUGGGUGUGUUCGUGUGCAUAUGUUUGUGUGUGCUUGUGUGUGUUUAUGCUUUUGUGUUUGUGUGUGCUUUGUGCUUGUGUGUGUUGCUUGUGUGCAUGUGUGUUUGUGUGUUUUGUGCUUGUGUGUGUGCAUAUGUUUGUGUGUGCUUGUGUGUGAUCGUGUGUAUAUGGUUGUGCAUUGUGUGCAUGUGUGUUUCUGCUUGUAUGUGUGUUUCUGCUUGUGUUUGUGUGUUUUGUGCUUGUGCUCAUGUGUGUUUGCAUGUGUUUUUGUGUAUGUGCAUGUGUGUUUGUGUGUUGUUUGUGUGCGUUUGUGCAUGUGUGUGCAUCUGUGUGUUUAUGCUUGUAUGUUUGUGUUGUGCUCAUGUGUUGUGUUUGUGUGCAUAUGUGUGUGUGUUGUUUGUAUGCAUGUGUGUGUGCCUGUGUGUGUUUGCAUGUGUGUGUGUUUGGUGCGUUUGGCAUGUAUGUGUGUUGGGUGUGUGUGUCUGGUGCGUAUGUGUUUGGUGUGUGUGUGUGUGUGUAUGCAUGUGUGUUGUGUGCGUGUGUGUGGUGAAUGUGUAUGUGUAUUUUUGUGUGUUCGUGUGUGUGUGUUUGUGUGUGUAUUUUGUGUGUGUGUACGUGUGUUUGGUGUGUGUGUUUGUGCGCAUGAGUUGUGUGUGUGUGGUGAAUGUGUUUGUAUUUUGUGUGUGUUGUUUGUGUGUGUGUUUGUGUGUGUGUUGUUCAUGUUUGCGUGUGUUUAGUGUGUGUGUUUGUAUUGGUUGCUGAGCACUUGCUAUGUGUCAAGCAUCCCCUAUUACUAGAUGCAGCCUCUUCUUAAAACAGUUUGUAUGUCAUCAUGGAGAGCCAUCUAUCUCCUUACUUUUUCUGGAAGUUUGGGAAGGGAUUCUCUUGGGGCCACCUACGUAUUUGACUGAUGCUUUGCAGUUCCCGUAUCACAGUCCCUCCAGUGUUCUGGGCAGCAGACUGGCAUCCAGCCGUUCCUUCUCCUGUGUCAGAAAUUGAUUAUUCUGGCAUCUUCCUUCCAUGCCAUUUUCAGUUCCCCUAACCUCCAGUCUCUUGAAGCCAUUUAGCCUCUCUCGGUACUGAGUAAUCCCAUUUAUUAAAGCAUGUGAAGCUUCCUUAAUGGCAAGUGUUGGUACAAAUAGUUUUGCAGCCCCAAGGGACAGGGUCAUUUGAACUCGGUGACUGGAAAAACGGUUGGUGUGAAUAAUGUGAAGUGCAGGACCAUGGUGAUGAAUUUCCUUCACCCUCUUUGUUCCUUGUUUUCAUUGUAAGGCAGAAUGUUUAACCCAUAUUUUCCAAGAACUGUGUAGGUAGGUUGCUGGGGACAAUUGAUUUUUAGAGAAGUAUUAUUUCUCUGGAUGUGGAAACCAAGAAGCAAAGAAUAAUAUUGAGCAAGAGUCCUCCUGAUGACCAGGCCUGGGCUAAUUAUGGCGAUAGUGUUGCAAUGUGUUUGGACCAUCAUACAGUAUAAGAACACCACUUCCCCACAAGAUGUCCUGGACACAGGGUACUCCUCAGGGCCUUGCUCUAGCCCCAUGUCACCCAAUGUCAAGUGGAUCAUCUACUUUCUAAGACUGUAAUUGGUCCCGAAGAAGAAGGAGUGGAGCCUGGCAGGAGGAAGGACACAGGUCUUUGUGUGAGGAAUACUGAUUGGAAAUGGUAGUUCUGGUACUGCCCUGGCUUGCCGUGUGAGCCUUCUCACCUGUCUGAGCAGUGGGAUCACCAUCUAUGAGGAGAAUGGACUAGGUGGUUUAUUUUAUUUUAAGAGAAGAUCUUGCCCUGUCGCCCAGGCUGGAGUGCAGUGGCGCAAUCUUGGCUCACUGCAACCUCUGCCUCCCGGGUUCAGGCAAUUCUCAUGCCUUAGCCUCCCACGUAGCUGGGAUUACAGGAUUGCACCACCACACCUGGCUAAUUUUUGUAUUUUUAGUAGAGACAGGGUUUCACCAUGUUGGCCAGGCUGGUCUCGAACUCCUGGCCUCAGGUGAUCUGCCUGCCUCAGCCUCCCAAAGUGCUGGGAUCACAGGCAUGAGCCACUGUGUUCAGCCUUGGACUAAGUGCUUUCUAAGGAGUGGGGAUGGGUCAAUGGGAGGGUGCCUUCCCUAAAUAAAGGGGCCAGCCCUCCAUUAGCAUCCACUUAAUGUUGUAUUGUGGGAGGGUGCGUUCAGUGCUGCCAAAGUAAUUUUUGGACUUUGAAUAUAAUGAAAAUUUCUGAAUUUUGGAUGUAGGCAAUAACUUCAAAAAUAUUUGAAAUACCCUGUGGGUUAGAUCUGUAGCUAGAUAAAGCCCCUAGGACUUCACGUUGCAACUCAGCAUUCAUGAAUUGCUCUCCAUGGCUUCUCACAGGCUGGGGGUCAGGAGGUGAGGGAAGCUCUUUUGAUUUGUUUUGUUUUGAAAUCAGUGUAAGUAUCUUCAAGGAACUAAGAGAACAAAAUCAGACUGGAAGCUGGGUCACAAGAUGCUGUUGCCUGGAGACUUAGACAGAGGGCAUGGCAUUCACUCCCUCAUAGAGGGAGACGGCCUACAGCAGGAGCCUCAGCAGCCCAGCCCCUUGGGAUUGAUCCCUGUGUCCUCCACCUGCUGUUUCUGGCUCUGUGGACUCCAUGGCAUUCAGAGCUGGGGGAAAUCAAGUAUUUCAACAUCUUAAUUUUUUCAGUCGAUAAUUAUAUUUUGGAGAUCUUUGUGUGUCCAUAUGUGUGUGUACACAUACAUUACUCUUUUUUAACUGCUGUAUAGUAUUACUUAUUUUCCCAAACUAUUUCCUACACACACACACACACACACACACACACACACACACACACGGAGGCCAAACAUCUUGUCUUUUUUUUUUUUUAAAGACAAGGUCUUGCUCUGUCAUCCAGGCUGGAGUGCAGUGGUGCAAUCACAGCAGCCUUGACCUCCUGGGCUCGAGUGGUCCUCCUGCCUCAGCCUCCCAAGUAGCUGGGACUACAGACAUGCACCGUCACACCCGGUUAAUUUUUUGAUUUUUUUUUUUUUUUGUAGAGAAAAAAAAAUGUUUUUUCACUAUGUUGCUCAGGCUGGUGUCAACCUCCUGGGCUCAAGCGAUCCUGCUGCCCAGGCUCCCAAAGUGUUGAAACUACAGGUAUGAGUCACCGCAUCUAGCCCCAAACAUCUUAUUGGACAAGCCUUUCUGGGCCACUCUAUGCAGACAGCACCCACCUCGCACCUUCAUCUUCCUUUUUUCUUUUUUCUGUCUUAAUUGAUCACAAUAGCACUUAUCAUCAUCUGACCCACCAUAUAGUUACUUGUUUAUUUGUUUGUUGACAGUCUGACACCCCCAACCCCUCAUGAUCCCCAGGAAUGCAGAUACUUCUGUAAAUUUUAUUAAGUGCUUUAUUCCCUGGAAAAUGGUAAGUGCCUACUAAAUAUUUGUUAAAUGCAUAACUCUCUAUUUUGGAGAUGACCUCCAUGCCCAGCCUCAGGCACAGAGAGGUAAAGUAACCUACUCAAAAUCACCCAGCUACUGACAGGCAAAUCUGGGCCCAGAGCCCAUGCUCUAAUCUAAAUCAUUACUACCUCCCUGCUGGUAACAAACAAAACCUCAGCACAGUGCCUGCAACACAGUAAGGACUCAGUAAAUGUUAAAUAAAGGUAAUAAUGCUUAUAACAACCAUCUUUGCCCCCAGAAAGGUCCUUACCGUGAGGAGAUAGCAAGGAUUUGAGAUGUUCAAUAUAAAAUACCAAGUAUGGUGCCUGUGCAUAGUUGGCCAUCAAUGAGUGGUGGCUAUUUACUAUUAUGCUUGUUAUUUUAUUAUACUUUAGCACUUUGUGUUGUACUUAAAUACCACUCAUUUGACCUACUUAUCUUUGUCCCUCCUGAGGGUGCAGAGUGAGGCUUAUUCAUUCCAGCAUUCCUACAAUCUUGUACAUCCAUACAAUUCUUGAUACGUAGUUGACAUACACUACUGUAAGGUACAUGAAUGAGUAAGCAGAUAAAGGAAUGAACAAAUGGGCCAGUGGUUUGUUGGGGCCACUCUGGCCAGUGGUUUGGGGACAUACUUCCUGGAGUCUUAUCCCCUCUUGUCAGAUUCAGGUUUAGGACAACGGUACAGUUGUUCCAUUGUUCCCAGAUAACAUAUCCUAUCUUAACGUCUUUGCUGGGGCAGCCCUUGGACACACCCUGAGCUCCUGCCCUAUCACUGGCCCCACUUGUACCCCUUGUGGGCAGGCACCACUGCAGCCUGCUCUGAAGGGAGCUUUCAUGUGGCCGACCAACUCUACUCCUUGACUCCUCCCUUCUCUCAUUGAAAAAAAAGUGUUUAAAGGGACAUGUCUCUCUCCUAAACUUUUUAUGUUCCAUUGAAUACCUAGAACACAUGUUAAAUGAAAAUGCUUUGCAACAGCUGACCUAUGUCUUCUGGCUUGUACCCCACAAACACCUUAUCUAAUGAGUAAGUCAGUUCUUACCUUUAUUUCACUACUGAAGAAACUGGUGCAUAAGUGUUAUAUGCUUUUUAAGUUACGUAGGAUUAAUGGAAGAGCCUAGGGCCAGAACCAGCUGUCUGCACGCAACCCAAUGCUUUUUCCACAAGAGUUACCCACAUGGCUGUAUUUGUUGGUAUUUUCUACCCUUACCUGCUUCCAGAAGACUUUGGAAGGGUGUGUUACAAAUGUAAUGAUCCACGGUAACUUUCAGGUCUGUUAGCUCCGUGUGACAGCUGAGCUGCCCUGUAAGGUGUAAUGAGGAGAGGCUUCAUAAUGAGCUGAUAAUGAGUUCUGCAGAUGACACUGCUCAAGGGUGGGGUUGCUUUCCCCUCUGCUAUGUUUUCCUUUUCUGUUGGAUUUGACUCUUAGAUCAGUUGUUCUAAGACUGGGUUGAAGGUUGGAAUUGCCUAGGGGAUUUUUUAAAUCCUGCUGCUAGUACCCCAGCUGCAAAGAUUUUGAUUUUGUCUGAAAUGGGACCUGGGCAUUUGGAUUUAUAACAUCUCCCCAGGUGAUUCUAUUAUGCAGUGGAGUUUGAGGACCACAGUCUUAGAGCAUCCCUGUUAUAGGGAUUCUGGGGACUAACAAGAAGCUACAGACCCCAAACUAUUUCAGAUGUAGUUCCAGCCCUCCUAAGCAAGUGUUGGCCCAAACCUGCUCACUGUUGCUCAGAUUCACAGCUGCUCACUUUUCAGAAGAAAUGACAAUGCUGAAAGAGGAAACCAAGGGGACAAGAGAGAUGGCAGCCAUCCCAACAGCUGUCUUGUGUUGUGCCCCUACUGUGUGCCAGACACUGUCCUAAGCACUUUACUUACAUUAACUCAUCCAGCUCACAAACAACAAAAUGGCCCUAAGAGGCCUCUGCUGAUAUCAUCCCCAUUUUCCAGAUGAGAAAACUGUCCAUGGGGUCGAUCAGUAACUUGUUCAACCUGGGAAUGGCAGAGCUGGGAUCUGAAGACUGGGAGCCAGGCUCCGUAGGCUUCUGUUUAAGUCACUGCAUUUGUUGCCUUGUAGGAUGUUCUUAGAACUGUAGGAUACUGGUUUCUACAUGGCCAAGAAUCUUCUCUCACUAGUUCGUGCUCCAUGGUGAUGCAGAAGCAUAGUUCUAAUCUGUCAUUCUGUUGCUCAGGAGCCUACACGGCCCCCCAUUGCAUCUGGAGGGAGAAGCCAAGCUCUUUAGCAUAGCACCUGAGGAAUAGCCUUUACAGCCUGGCCACUGGCUGAACAUUCUUUCACUCUCCAUGCCACACUGCUCUGUUAGUACCAUCUGAAAGUCCUCUCCCUUUUCUCUGUCUUCUAAAUGCUCACUCUCCAGUAUCUAACUCAAAUGUCCUCUUCUCUAACUUGUCCAGGAAGAGUGAGUAAGGCCCUUUUCUUUAUUCCCCAGGCUCUUAGUUUCUCCAUCUCUGAUCACAUAGAUUACAGCCCUUUCUUUGGUUUUCUCCAGGGGACCAAGGAGUGGGGCUCUGCCUUUCUCAUGUCCCUUCACGGCCCCCCAUGGUGUCUUCAGUGGAUGGCCAACCUCUCAUGAAGAGGAUGUCCUCUUGUCUGAGGUUCUACUUUGUUCCAGCCAUGGGGUCAUACUCUCUUUAUCUUUUGACUAUCCAAAGGUUUUCUGUUUGGGACUGAUGCCUUCCUCCAAGGUACUUUGGGCUCCAAAGUGUGCAGUUGACAUUUGCUGUGCUUUCUGAGGCCAGGCUUUGGUUUUUGAUGAAUCCUGAGCUUCAGUGGAGAUUUGCUAGCCUUGGGCUUUCUGUGUUCUUGAAUCCCUCAGAGUCCAGAAGAAAAGGAAAGCCGACACUUUCUAGGAAUGACCUGUGAGAAGAGAGGUUGGUGUCUUGCUGCUAAGUUCAGCUUGGUUCUGAACUAAGUCACCAUGGGCAGAGGAGGCAGGGAUAAGAGGAGUGGUUUCUUGGCCACCAGAAGGGAAAUGUUUUUGUUUUUCUGGUGCGCUUUUGUGGAAAUGGUGGCAGUUGCUCACUAAAGAGAACUAAAACUCUUUUACUAGAGCCCCACCAGGGUCUGAAGAGGAUGGGUGCAUGGGAGCCGUUAUCUUGUAAAGGACAUUGUUGAGAGCUUGCUACUGCUGCAGUGAAGAGCACAGGAAAAGCCAAGCUUAAAAAACACUGGGUGAAUCCUAAGAAUUUUUCAUGCAGAAACACAUGCAUGAUGAGAAUAGAAUCUUCAUUACAACAUUGUUUGACAUAGAAAAAUGAGACUCAGCUUAAAUGCUCAUUAGUUAGUGAUUGGUUGAUUAAAUUGUGAUAAAAUGGAAGACUAAUACAGCUGUUUAAAAAAUUAGUAAAAAAAAAUCAGUGUGUGAGAUGAUGCACCUGUUAAUUAACUCAACUUAGCCAUUCCGCAAUGUAUACAUAAUUCAAAACUUCACAUCAUAUAUUAUAAAUAUAUACAAUUUUUAUUUGUGAAUUAAAAAUUAAUCUAAAAAAAUUAGUGGCUAUAUGAAGUAAUUGGGAACAAUCUUGAAGCUAUAUUAACUACCAAAGAGCAAAGUCAACCUUAACAGUGCUGACUUUUUAAAGAAUAGUACCUAGAGCAGUGUGUGGAGUAUGCUAACAGCUACACACUAAUGCACAGCCACCAACCCCAGAUCAGUUACAUGAACUUCUGCAUUCACAAACACACUUAACACGCUCUGUGGCUAUUGCCUCUUUACUGACCUGUAAGUCAGUUCUAGAAGACAGACGCUCCAUGAAGGCAGGUCCUAGCCUGCCCAUUUGCAUUUGUAUCUCCAAGGCCAAGCUAGAGAAGGCACACAAUAGGCUUUCCACUAAUAUUUGUGAAUGAAUGAAUGAACAGAGAGAGGAGUUUUCUUUCCACAGUUUCCUUCUACCUGCUAGUCCUUGAGCAUAUGAGGCUGGAAUCUAAGCCCUGAGGUCACUCACUGCUCUCCUGGGUACUGUCCCUGGCCUCCCGUCCUUUUCCUUGAGCUUCUAUGCUCUGCAAGACUUUCUCAUUAUCCUCUAGGCUACAGAGAAACAAGGAGACAGGGAAGAGCCUUGAAAUGGACCUUCAAGAUUACAAUGUGCAGCUGACAUUGUCAGUUAAGUCGGGUAGAUCUGACUUCGCUGAUUAAGUUAAUGUAUGAGCCGAUCUUCCCCAGAAGCUGGGAUCAGCCUCCCCAUCUGAUGGUGGGCUGGUGAGUCAGACCUGCUGGGGUUUGGGUCCUCACUCCAGCAUGGCUGCCUCUGUGACCUUGGCCACUUUACUUAACCUUGCUGAAUCUCAAUUUCCUGAUCUGUAAAAGGAAGCUAAAAAUGCUUCUCUUGAGGUUGUAGUGAGGAUUAAAUGUGAUAACAUAAGUGAAAGUGCCCUUUGAAGAAAGAGGAAGGCGAAAAUGUAUUGUGUCAGGAGAAAUGUGUGGAGAGCCCCCUGUUGUUCUCAGGUGUCUCAUCCUUCCCAGGGAAAAAUCCCCAUGCCAAGUCAGAAGAGGUUAUAAUUUGGCUCUGACUCUUUUAUUCAGGCACUUCUCUCGGCUGCCCAGGGUUUUCAGCUUAAGCAAAUAAAUUACCCUUCUCCACUGGGCUCUGUGUUCUGCAGCCAGCCAUAUGUUUAAGCUUGAUAGAGAUUUUUAUCUGGCUUGGUAAUAUUACCCAGCAAGGGAUGACAUUUCUUAUCAGAGGCCCUGAGGAAUCAGAGAUAGGAGCCCCUUCUUUUUCCUGGCCGCCAGGCCUCCAUGUGCAGGGCUGGAAGGGAAGCUGGGAGGGGCUGGCUGGGCCUGGUAGUGGGCAUCAGCUGGCCCUCAUUUCUUAAGACAGCACUCCUGUUAGCUGACCUACACAGAAGCAGGUCAUUUCGAGAUGUUUGCAUCUUGGAGCCACUGAUAGAAGCAGGGCAAGGGAGAGUGCAUGAGGAAGGAAGGCGGGAGUGUGAUGAUGCAUGCCCAGCUUUGGGCGGAGGCAGAGCACUUGCGUGUGUGGGGCCCUGCCCUUCUCUUGAGAGGCAGGCGGGCCCUUGCUGCAGAGUCAAGGCCUGGGGAUUCUGUGGCUCUGUAGGGUGAAGGGCACUGGAGACCUACCAGGGGCCGGGCCAUUGGAGUGGUGGGUGCUGGGGAACUUUCAUGGGCCCCUCCAGGUCCACUUCUUGCUCUUCUCUGCCUUGUUUUGUGCCCAGAAGGCUGACCUGCGUGGAUGCAUUAUCAGGGUGGAUGCAACACGGGGCUGCUGUGCUCUCUGGCAUCUGUUUGGGAGGCACUGGCAGGAUGGGAAGGCAGGUGGGGAGUGAGGUCGGGGGGCCUAUUCUUCCACUGCCUCCCUGCUGCUCCCUGACUGAUUCAGUUCUAUAAGUUGGCUGAGCUCUGCUGGUGGUUCUUCUGUUCCACAUGGGAGCAUUUGGAAUCGGUGUGUGGCUGCAUUAAAUUAGGAGUCUGGUGCUUCCCCUGGGGUGACUGGAGUGACUGGUGGCCUCUGUCUUGCCAUGAGGUCUCUCAUCAUGAGCAGUCUAGCUCAACCUUCUUUAUGGUUUGGGUAACUCCACAGAAGACUGUCUUUACCUGCGUUUGGUUGCCCUGGUGCUCUGCAGUGACCGGCAGGGCUGAGACGAUUGUACAACCUGCACUCCGGGCCAAGUCCGGUACUCGUCCCGGCUGUCGGCUAAGCCUGCACUGCUAUGGCAAAACUUUGUGGCUUCUGCUCUGAAUGUCAGGGUGACCCUGUCUGAGGAUGAUCGUGGAUUUCAUUUUCCCUUGUUUGUUAGUGUUGCGGUCAGUCACAAGUUGAAAACAACCAGCUUGAGAAGGACAGAAUAAUGGGCUCCCAGAUUCACAAGCCCCACCAAGAGGAUCACCCCAUGAACUCUUGGAGGCUGAGGAGUUCACUGAGGCUACUGCAUCUUGAGACUCAAGAUGAAGACCCAGCUUGGGGCUGUCAAAGGCACCUGGCAGAAGUGAUGCUCUGGAGCUGAGUGGAUGGGUGCAUAUCUUGGCCAUGCUGCUCCUCCCCGCCCAAGCCAUUUGGGUCUGGACCAGUUGCGUGCUGCUCCACGCCUCCACAUGCUCUCUUGUCAGGCAGAAACAGUACCGACGUCCCCCCAGGCCUGUUAUGAGAGUUAAAUGCAGAGUGUUCUCUUUAAAAGAUGCUUUUAAAGGGCAAUUACUUCAUGCAAAUGUGGGCAUCUCUGGAUGGCUGGCAAAGCUGGAGUCAGGCCAUGGAAGCCUGGAAAGUGGACUGCACGGGCUGGGCAGGGAACCAGGAGGGAGGCCCUGCUUGCUGGUAUCAGCAACUUUCUUCUGCUGACCCCUGGACCUCUGGGAGAAGACUCGGCAGCCACAGCCAGGGCUGGAUGAAGAGAACAACAAAGUUCCAGGUGACCCAGGGGCCCUGAAUCACCAUGUGGAGGAGACUGUCUGUAAAUCUGAGACUCUCACCUCGGACUCCCAUGCAUAUGAGAAAAUAAAAUCCUGUUGUAUUUUAACCAUUACGAAUUUGAGGAUUUCAGCUACGGCACUUUAGUCUACCCUGACUAUUGUUGUCCCCAAGUGUUCUCAACAGUUCUUCAACAAUAACAAUAGUUAACACUUACACUAUGAGCACACACCAUGAGCCAGACCUAGAACGUUUCAAAUGUGAGAUUUUAUUUUAUCUUCACACAAACUCUGUGGAAUAGGUACCAUUAUUACCCUUGUUUUACUGAUAAAGAAACAAAUGCUCAAGGAUGUUAAUAGGGCAAGUAAGUGCCAUAAGCCAGUUCUCUUCCAGGUUCUAGUCUCAACCACUGAAGCAGGUUCCCUUCUCCAGCCUUAAUAUCUUUUUAUCUGGGCAUUAGCAUCUUUCUUCAGGGUCACUGUAACUGUUCUCUCUUUGGUUCCUCUGCCACCACUGUGGAUACUCCAGAUUGAAUGACUUUUUGAAAACCAAAUCUGAACAUGCCUCUUUCCUGCCCAACUUCCUUCAGUGACUUUUCAUUGCUUCCAGGAUAAAGCACACACUUCUUACAGAGCAGAAUGGUCCUUCUGCAUCUACCCAGCCUACCGCCAGCUGCCUUCAUCCUUUGUUCCUUUUUCCUUUUGCCACACGUUCCAGUGGUGAGUGCAGGCUUCAGCAGCACAGCAAAAAAAAAAAAAAAAAAGACUAUUUUUUUCCCAAAAUUAUUCUUGCUCUGCAGAGGAAAUUACAGUUAAAGUAUCAGGCUUCCCAUGUGGAUUUCCAAGAGUUCAAGAAAGGAUUGUUUGACCAUCCCCGGGGAACACUGUUGAAAGGAUUCUUACAUUGGGUGGGUGGCUCUUUCCAACCAGAUAUUGCUACAGUUCUUCAAAACACAUAAUUGCAUAAUGUAAGGGGAACCUGGUUUUCCAGCUUUGUUCAGCUCUCAAAUUCUAUUUCUUCUAUUAAAGACUAUAUUGACUUUGGAAAGUAAUUUGGCAGUAUUACACUACAGCAACUUUACUCCUAAUUAUACUCCCUAGAGAAUGCUCAUGUGCAAAGCAGAAAUGUAGUAUUUGCAACACCAAAAAAAAAAAAAAAGUUAAAUUAAAUGUCCAUCCAACAGAGAAUGGACAAAUAAACUAAUACAAAGAGUAUCACAGAGAAGUGAAAAUCAGAGAACUAGAGCUACAUAUAGUAAAUAUAGGUGAAUCUCAAAAACAUGAUGUAAAGCAUAAAAAGCAGUCUGAAGAAUCGGUAUAUGGCCGGGCACGGUGUCUCAUGCCUGUAAUCCCAGCACUUUGAGAGGCUGAGGCGGGUGGAUCAUUUGAGGCCAGGAGUUUGAGACCAGCCUGGGCAACAUGGUGAAACCCUGUCUCCACUAAAAAUACAAAAAUUAGCCAGAGUGGGAGGGGGUUAGCACAUGCUUGUGGUCCCAGCUACUUGCGAGGCUGAGGCAAGAGAGUCGCUCGAACCUGGGAGAUGGAGGUUGCAGUGAGUUGAGAUCGUGCCACUGUACUCCAGCCUGGGCAAUGGAGUGAGACUCUAGGUGUAGUAUGAUAUCAUAAUAAUGUUAUAUACUGUGCCUGGUAGGGCCCCAGUAGGAAGCAGAAGGCAUGUCCAGAUGGAAUUGGAAUUCUAAAGAAAAGGAAAAGAAGGGACCGUUUAUAGAGGUUUCAGAAAGGGGAGAUGGUUUAAUAACCACAGAUUCCUCCCCUUCCAUUAUUUAUUCCCUAUUUGCUGCUCCUUAUACCCAGAGAAGGAAUCCAUUUUCCCAUCCCUUUUAAUCUGUGUUGGCUUUGUGACUGGUUUUAACAAAUAGGCUGUGGCAAAAGUGAUUUGGGGUGAGUUCCAGAGGUCUUGUGAUUUUUGCCCUGACCUUUUUGGAAUGCUUCUGACUUCACGAAAAGAAGCCUGCACUGGCCUACUGGAAGCCUUUUGGAGAGAAAGAUACAACCAACAGCCAUUACCAACCAGGAUGAGCUGACAUUGACAGACUACAAAUGUACAAUGAGCCCAAUCAGCACCACUUUGAGCAGAAGAACUGCCUAGGUGAGCCCAAAUCAAAUUACUAACCUACAGAAUAAUGAGCAAAGAACUGGUCAUUAUUUUAAGCCACUAGUUUUUGGGUGUUUUGUUAUGAAUAUAUAAUCAACAUAGUGGAUUCAAGGAACCAAGGAGGUUCUGAGGUUUCCAGGAACUAGCAAGUUGGGAGUUACCUGAAGGGGCAAGUAUAGGAGGCAGUGUUACAGGAACCCGGCGGGGGCCUGAGGGUCAGAGGAGAGGCUGUCAGGCAGGCCCCAGGAUCACAUAACCAUAGCAAGGAGGAAGUGCGGUGGGAAAUACCCCGAUCUCUCUCUUCUCCUGCCCCGGCUGCAAUCUCUUGCCAGGCUCUUUGGCUGAACCCAGUAAGAACCAGAAAACAAGGGCAUCUGGGAGAUGUCCUCUAGUGGGAGCAGUCUCUGGGGCACAGAGAUGGAUCUGGGUAGGACAGUGGCAAACAGAAUAACCAGGAUGUAUGUUGUUCACAAACAGCAGAGUAUACACACAUUUAAGGAAAUGAGAAACCUCAAAGUUACUUUUGGGAAGGAGGGAUUUUUACCUUAAAUAGAAGAGCAGGUACGUGAGUACUCAUUCUGUUCCCAUAUAUACUUUUUCUUUGGUAUGUCUGAAAUCAGUCACAUUUAAGGGGAAAUUAAGCCACCAUUGAGUCACAGCCUGGGUGACCUUGGAAACCUCACUUGACCUCUGCAAGCCUCAUUUUCUCUGUAAAAUGAGGGACAACUCUCCCCUCAUGGAAUCCGCAUGGAGUAAAGCUUGUGGAUGUAUGAUCGCAGUGUCUGCCAGCCAGGUAAUUUUUAAGCAGUUAGCUCUGUCACACAUAAGAAGAAAUCACAUACAAGGGUGUGUGUGUGUGUGUGUGUGAGAGAGAGAGAGAGAGAGUGAGAGAAAGAGAGAGAAAGGGAAAGAGAGAAAGAGAGAGAGAGAGAGAAAGGCAGACAAAUAGAAAAACAGAGAGAGAGAAUACUCCAUUUUGGUGAAAACCAUUAUCUUCAUGUAAAGUAAGGGAACUCUUAAUGCCUUUGCAGCUACCCUGUCAUGCGCAAUCUCCUCGCCACCAAGCACCAUACACCUACUAUACACACGCAGAGGCACACACAUACACACUUCUGCUCUCUCACACACACGCAUGCACACACACUCACACUUGCUCUCAUACACAUGCACAAACACACAUGCAGGUACACAGAGAGGCACAUAAACACACAUUCGUGCUCACACAUCUAUGCAUGUACACAUGCACACAUACACGCAUACACAUGCACAGACACACACGCAGGCACACAUGCACAGCGACCUCAUAAGGCCCACCAAGUGCCUGUUAAGACAACCUUAACAGGAGUCAACCUCCUUCCUUCAGCUUGUCAUUUUUCCUGCAGGCUGGGCUUCCUCCAACCCAGCGCUAUGGCAUUUGCUGACAUGGAAUUAGGACAUAUAAAUAGGAAAGCAGGCUCAUGCCUGUAAUCUCAGCACUUUGGGAGGCCGAGGGGGGUGGAUCACUUGAGGUCAGGAAUCUGAGACCAACCUGGCCAAUAUGGUGAAACCUUGUUUCUACUAAAAAUACAAAAAUUAGUCGGGCAUGGUGGCACACACUUGUAAUCCCAGCUACUUGGGAGGCUGAGGCAGGGGAAUUGUUUGAACUGGGGUGGCAGAGGUUGCAAUGAGCUGAGAUCAUGCCACUGCAGUCCAGCCUGAGUGACAGAGCGAGACUCUGUCUCCAGUGAAAAAGAGAAAGUGCUAUUUUAUGGGGGUUGAGAAUAAGCACCUUUUAUUUCAGUCUGUUGAAGUCCUGCCACCUGCCUCCUGCUAGUGCUGUGACUUGAACCACUUGUGUGACAUCUCUUGAAAACCAGCUUCUUCUUCAGAAAAAUGGGAGUAGUGACAAUACCUUUCCCGGGGCACGCUGUAGGCACUAAAUGGGAGAAUGUGGGUGACUCAGCACCAGUCCUGGCACACAGUAAGCGCUCAAUAAAUGGCACAGGGGUUGCUGAGUUUCAGACUCAAGUCUCUCCAUCUCCAGCACCUGUGUCUGGAUGAAAGAUCCUUCUUGGUGUGAUGGGCAGGUAAAUAAGUUUGUUGUCCCCUCCCUCCCUCUUUCCCUCCCUCCCUCUUUCCCUCUCUUGCUCUCUUUGCAGUUGAGGAUGGGGGAAGAGACGAAAUAAUUCCUGCAUAAUAUUUGUCUAAAAGGAAUGUGUAAGAUAAAACAGUGUGUGUGAGGCCUUUUUUUUUUUUAAUAGCCCGCAUAGCACCUGGCAUAGGUGGGCGCCACAGGAUCUAUGAUGAUUGAUAGGAGUGUUUUCAAAUUCAGCUGUCAAAGACAGGGCAAUCAUCCUGCCUCCUGCCUGGAAAGUGAUUUACAAUUUUCCUCCUUGGUGGCAUCCUAAGGCAAACAGGCACUUUUGUUUCCAUGGAGAACCCACUCUUCCCUCUAAGGUAGAUGGUCCUCCCCGCCUCACUGCUUCUCUCCCGCUCCCCUUUCCUUCCUCCUCCCUCUCUCCCUGCAUUCCUUACUUCCCCCCUCUUUCUUUCUCUCACCCUUCCUCUUCCCCUUUCCUUUCUUUCUCUCCCCCACUUUACUCCUCAGUCUCUCCAGACCUUUUCUCCUCCCACAGAGGCUUCUGCCCCAGAAGGGCCAAAUGCUACCCUUCAGCUUUGUCCCUAGGAAGGGCCAUGCCCAUCCCUCCUUCCUCCCCCUAUGGAGAGGUGAGACCCUCUGAGGGCUUAGAAGUUUUGCCCUAGCUCUUUGUUUUCUUCUUAAGAACCUGUUUACUCAAAGAGCUCAGAGCUCUUUGAGAAGCAUCUACCCAGGACCCAGGAACCAGCUACCUGGGUCCCCAGGCCAGGCCCCGGGAGGCUGCACGGUGGUCUCGGCUCCAGUCUGGGGGCAAGUGCAAGUGUAUGUGCCACCUCAUCUCUCAGUAUCUUCACCGGCAAAGUGAGAACAACUCUCCCAGGAGCUGCCAUGAGAAAGAGCUGAGGGCCAGGGGCUAGAGAGUUUCCAUUCUGUAGUCCUCUGGCUCACUCAGCUGAUACCUCUGCCUUUUGGCCUUGAAAUUAACUUAACAGCCCAAAAAGGAGAACCCAGGACACUCCUCAGCCCAAUGGCAAGGGAUCCUCCGGAGACCGAUUGUUGAGUAGGAUCCUAGGAGUGCCGUCUUUAUCCAGAGCUGAGGCCCUGCAGUGGGCAUGGGCAGGCGGAACAGUUGGGGACUCUGGGGCUAUCUUCACGCUUGGCAUCUGUGGACCUUCAGAAAUGCCAGUAACCACCAAGAGCAGUGUCUGGGUAUUUGGAACACAUAAGAAGAUAAAGCUAAUCUCAGAGUGUGUGUCUGUUGCCUGUGAGCAGCUCCAAAUGUGUGCCCCUUGGUGUAUAUGUGUGUGCGUGCCCUCCCCACCAGUGGGGGAGCGGGAAGUUCGAACAACAGCCAUUUACUUAUUUUGCAUCAGACAUAGGCUCCAGUGACAGAAUGUGAAUCUUGGACAUCUGGUCAGAACACUGGGAUGUUCAACUCCGAGUGGAUGAGCCUGGUCUGGGAAACCGGGAGCCCUAACCAGGAGCCCCACUGUCCCCACAGUGCCCACCUCAGGGCACCAUCUCUGUGUUAGAGAAGAUCCGUGUCCGUGUGGCCUCUCUCUGCUCGAGGUGGGGCUCAGUGUCAGGCACCCAAGCUCAGGUUUUCAUGCAUUUCCAGAAUAUAAGUAUCACUUCUGUCUGUGUUUUGUUAUGAAUAAUUAUGCAGAUUUUUAUGUGGCCCCUGCUAAACAUAUGGUGAUGUUUCUUUCCUUUUACCCUCCCCAUUCUCUCUAACUCCCACAUAUACUCAGCACCUUCUCUGGGCCAGGACGUCUUCCAUGUGUGCUCAGCACACACAGAUGAUUCAGAACUAGUCCCUGCCUGUGAGAAACUUCUAGUCUGUUUUGGGGGAAGAUAAACCAGGCUGUGGCAAUAGUGUACAGUCCUGAAGGGGACACAGAGUGGGCGUUCUGGGAGCACAGAGGAGAGCCCCUAACCUCCCAGGGAACCCGAGAAGGGCGUUAGGGAUGGGAGGAUGAUAGAAGAGGCUUUAUAAGAAUAGCUGCUGUGUUACAGAGGUGGGCUGUGGGGAGCAGGACAGAGUCAUAAUCUCUUUUCCGGAAGAUGUAAGAGACCCUGUAGUUUCUUGCAAAAAAUGACUGGGCUUGUGUGUUACUGUCACAGCUUUGUACUAGAAAGACAUAUUUAAACACAUUUAAUGGAAUGGCAAGCAAUACAGGGAAAACGAGGAGGGAGAGAUGAGCACCCUCCAGUCUCCAUGAAUUACCAACUUAGCUCCUCAAAGCGGAGAAGGAAUAUGAGAGGAGGAGAUGAACUUACUGCUCACCUAUUGUAUUUCAGUCUACUUUAAACAUGAUCUCAUUUAGUCCUCAUCAGCAGCUCUGUAGUAGAUUUAUUAACCCCAUUUUACAGUUGGAGACUGAGGCUCAGACUAAGUAACUGUCCAAGCAAAGAGUAGCAUUUUAAACUACGAUCUCUAUGGCUCAGUUCCUGAGUCUGUGCUCUCUUUCCAACAAACCCUAUUGCUCACAAGAAACUUCUAUAGAGAACACAGCAUUGUGGUCAAUGAACUUCUUGUCAAGGAUCAUAAACUCGGAAUUCAAUAUAAAGUCACUAUUAUUCCAGAAAAAAAAAAAGAAAACAAAAACGCUGAUGCCUGCCUCCUUUGAAAAAAUAGCAUGCCUUAGUGAGAUGGGCUAUUAAUAUACUUUGUCACUGACAUCAGUAUUGCAGGCUGGUUCUUUGGGAGAGCCAGGAUGAUGCUAAUUUGCAUGCUGCUUUGCAUUUAUUUGCAUUCUCUCUCCAUAUGCAAAAUCCAACACAGCUAAUUAGUGCAACCUUGUUACAAUGAGAAGCAGGCCCAGCGUUCAGUGCCAGGGCAGAUGGAGCCCAGAACAGGGACAGAACCAACCCAAAGCCAGGCACGUCCUGGGUUGGACACACCGGGAGACUUGAAGGGGAGGCACACGCCCUGAAUGAAAAGUAUCCCUUGGGUCAAUAUAUCCUGAUUUUCCAUCCCAGCACAGGCUGGAAUGAAGAAACGACUUUUUGAUAUUUCCAGUCAAGACAUUUUCUUUGUGGUGAGGACAUAAACACUGUCACAACCCUACAGAGGCCUCCAGGUGUCUGCCUUCUGAUCCUUGAAGAGUUCAUGGACCUAAGUUAAGAACCUCUCCUCAAGAGACUGAAGAUUAAAAAACCAAGUCACAUGGAAGAUAAAUAACACGCUCAACAUCACCCAGCCAGAAGUGGUGGAGACGUGACCAACCUCACAGGGGACAACUCCUGAGCUUGUGCUAGGAACAGCCAGUCUUCCUGUGAAGACCCUCACAGAAAGAGGAAGAAAUAGAUGAAUUCAUGAUAAAGUAAGAGGUAGAACCAUGGCCAAUUGUCUUUGGGAGAAAGUGGGAUCAAGGACAACUCCAGGAUUCUGCCUGAGAUGGGACACACUAGAGCAUUACUUGGGAAUGUAAAUAAUAAUAUCAAAUUAUUGAAUGAUUUCCAUGGGCUGCUCUCUUUAUACACCACUUCUAAUUCUGAUAAGCUUGUAUCAUUAUCUUCUUUUUAAAAAGCAUGAAAACAGAGGCUCACAGAGAUCAUAUUAUUUUCCCCAAGUUGCAAUGAUGGUAAACACAGAUGACAGCUGGACAUCAACUGGGUCUGGGUGGCUUCCAACUCCAGUGACUCAACCCUGCUCCACACGGCCUUCUUACAAGGCAAAAUGAGAACAGGCCGCGGGCCGGCUUCUGUAAAUCGCGUGUUGUUGGAAUUCCUGUCCUUCCUUGACCCAGAUUUGUAAACAGAGGCUGUGGAAGCCAAGGUACACAUGGGCAGAUGCAAACGAGCUGUCUGAUGAGGAGAAAGUCGAAUGUGCUCGGGAAACUGAAGUUCAAACUCACAGCGGAUCAGAACUAGAGAGCUCUGACUUCCAAACUCUCAAAGGGUCCUGGAAGGAGGAAGAAAGAAAAUCUCCAGGAAGUCUUCUGGGUGACUUCAGCAACAAUUGCAUUACCCUUUUCCAGCAACCAGGAGUAAAACCCAAAGAGUUGCUGGCCGUUGGCUGGAAAUCAAACAAAACAAAGAAUUAAUUGGAGCUAAGGCUGUGGAGAGUGCCAGUCUGUGACAUGCAUGGAAGAGAGCAAGGAAAGCCUGGAGUGACCUGGACUGCAUAGCAGAAAGAAAAAUCCCUGCAGGGACAGCGUGAAAAGACUAGGGAGAUGGAGUCUUGCUCUGUCAUCCAGGCUGCAGUGCAGUGGUGCAAUCUCGGCUCACCAUAACCUCCAUUUCAUGGAUUCAAGCAGUUCUCAUGCCUCAGCCUCCCAAGUAUGCUGAGAUUACAGACGCACACCACCACUCCUGGCUACUUUUUGUAUUUUUAGUAGAGACUGGGUUUCAUCAUGUUGGCUAGACUGUUUUCAAACUCCUGACCUCAGGUGAUCCACCCGCCUUGGCCUCCCAAAGUGCUGGAAUUACAGGCGUGAGCCACUGCACCUGGCUCCAAUUUGUGUUUAUUUUAAAGCAUCUGUGGUAAGAGACUAGAAUAGAACAAGGAGCCAAAGGAGCCAGAAGACUUGGGUUGCUGGAUUACAAUUUUGUAAAUUUUGGAGAGGAGCAUUCUUCACAGAGGAAGCUGAUUAAACAAAUCAAUGCAAAAUGAAAGUCAAUAAUUGGUCUCAGAAGUGGGGCAUCUUUGGCUGUGGUGGAAAAGAAAGAUAUACCAGCGGAGUUUGGAGAGAAUCCUAUUGAAUCCAUGAAUUCCUAUGAACUUCAGUUGGAGACUAGGUAACAUUUGCUUUGAUGCCUUACAAGGGUUCCCAUCUCUGGUUUGGAAGUUCUUCCAAGAUUCCAAAAUGAAAAGAGGCCAACAUUGCGUCGGCUCCAGGAGAGGCUGGAACAUGUCGAAAGAAUGCUGUGCUGCUAGAAAUUUUGUAAUUUGUCUACAUCAGUUCUGAUAAGCUCCUGGAUUCCCUUCCAAUCAUUUGUAACAUAGGAAGACUUUCCCAAUCUCUGAGGACUUUCUGUCUUCCCUCUUUCCAUCUGAGAUGCCUUUUCACCAGCCUCUGGAACUUCUGCAUUCAGGGUCGUGUCUGAAGCCAAAGUCAGGUAUUAAAAACAUUCAGAUGUAAAAGUAAAGAUCUCAUUGAGACUAAGAGGAAGAUCACCUUUUGAGAGUCCCCCAAAAGUUCACUUUAUGUCCUACGAUAUAAAUGCCAUUCUAAAACAUAGAAAAAUAUACUUGUUUACACUGUUAGUGGGAGUGUAAAUUAGUUCACCCUUGUGGAACACAGUAUGGCAAUUCCUCAAAGACCUACAGGCAGAAAUAUCAUUUGACCCAGAAAUCCCAUUACUGAGCAUAUACCCAAAGGACUAUAAAUUGUUCUGUUAUAAAGAUACAUGCAUGCAUAUGUUUAUUGCAGCACUAUUCACAAUAGCAAAGACAUGAAAUCAACCUAAAUGCCUAUCAAUGACAGACUGGAUAAAGAAAAUGUGGUACAUACACACCAUGGAAUACUAUGCAUCCGCAAAACGGAAUGAUAUGACGUCCUUUGCAGGGACAUGGAUGGAGCUGGAUGCCAUUAUUCUCAGCAACCUAAUGAAGGAACAGAAAAAGACCAAUUAUUGUGUGUUCUCACUUAUAAGUGGGAGCUGAAUGAUGAGAACACAUGGACACAUGGAGGGGACAUGGAGGGGACACACUGGCCCUCUCAGAGUGUGGGUGGGGAGGAGGGAGAGCAUCAGGAAGAAUAGCUAAUGGAUGCUAGUCUUAAUACCUAGGUGAUGGGAUGAUCUGUGCAGCAAACCACCAUGGCAAAUGUUUACCUAUGCAACAAACCUGCACAUCCUGCACACGUACCCCUGAACUUAAAAAAGAUAAAACAAAAUAAAAUAAAAUAAGAAAAAUGUGCUUGAUGAAAAAUGAAAGUUAGAACUUAUUUGUAAAGAGGGUUUUUUAAAGUUGACAUAAAAUAAACCAUUAUCCAUUUAUUGCAAAGGAACUGAGUUUACAGCAAAACCUAAGUCAAGCUCUAGAAUACUACAGGUUAUUUUUUCAAAAUGUGAUGACGCACUCUCCUCAUCGUUGGGUUUUGAUGUGGGAAAUUUAGUAUCUUCUGCUAUUGAAAUUAACAUUCACUUCUUUUUCGCUUAUCCACAGCCAUACCAACCCUCAUGCUCUGUGUUGCUCAGAAAUUCCAAGAAGUUUCCUGUUGCCACACUGACAGGAACAGGCUGGAAUGUACUGCAGCUGAUAACUGCCAUGAGGUGCAUAGGCCACCAAGGCAGGCAGGACCAGGAACAAGUCCUAGCUCCCUUCCUUUCUGCUCAAAGACUUUGUACAAGUUAUUUAGCCUUGGUCAUAGGUCAGGUUUCCUGGAGAAGAGGGCCCAAGACUCUGAAGUUUAUGUGGAGGACACUACUUGGGGAGUAGACUGAGGAACAACUGUUGAGGGAGGGAAGCAGGGAUUAGGCAGAGGGAGAAGUGGGACCAUGUUGCAAUUCAGUGGAGGCCUCCAGAAAUCCCCACAGGGAAUCCUGCCACUGGGUUGGCCCUUCAGAAUUGUCCCAGUUGAAGGCCGGGCACGGUGGCUCACACCUGUCAUCCCAGCACUUUGGGAGGCCGAGGCGGGAGGAUCACUUGAGGUCAGGUGUUCAAGACCAGCCUGGCCAACAUGGUGAAACCUGUCUCCACUCAAAACACAAAACUUAGCUGGGCGUGGUGGCGGGCACCUGUAAUCCCAGCUACUGGGGAGGCUGAGGUAGGAGAAUCACUUGAAUCCAGGAGGAGGAGGUUGCAGUGAGCCAAGAUCACACCACUGCACUCCAUCCUGGGUGACAGAGUGAGAUUUGUCUUAAAAAAAAAAAAAAAAAAGUAAAAAAAGAAUUUGUCCCAGUUGAGAAAUGGCAGGGCUUUUGUGUAUCCAUUUUGACCAGUCAUGAAUGAAGGCUGCCUUCUGAGGAGGAGUAAAAAUUGGAGUGAGGAAGUUCUACUUGGCUGAGUCUACAGGCAGCAGCCAGAGAUUUUGGUAGCAGGUGAAAUGAGUGCCUCCAUCUGGCAGCCCCCGGGGCAGCCUACUACACCUUCCCCUAAAUGAAGAGUGAGUCACAGCCUCAGGGAGCUUUCCUUAGUUAUUCUACCUAAAAUUUCAAUCCCUUAGUCUCAUACCUCUUCUACCCUGCCUUACUUUUAUCCAUGGUAUUUUCAGUAGUAAUUUAUUAUAGUAAUAUGGACUCACCUACUUUAUAGUAAUUUGUCUAUUAUGUUUCUGGAACUGCUCUAGAACCCUGUCCAAACUACUUGAAGACAGGGAUUUGUUUUGCUCGUAACUUUGCCUAGUUUCUAGAACAGGGCUUGGCAUGGACUAAACUCUUUAUAAAUGUAUUUUUAGUUAAGUGCAGUAAUUAAAUUAAGAAAUAUAAUACAGAUUGAGGGCUUACUCUGUGGGAAGCACUCAAGUUCCAAACACUUAUAGUAACUAAUAAAAUCUUCACAACUGUCAGGAGACCCUAGGAUUAAUUAUCUCCAUUUUACAGAUGGAGAAACUGAGGCACAGAAAGUUUAAUUAUCUGGUGAAGACCUUGCAGCUAAGAAGUACUGUAUUAAGGAUCAGAGCCAGGCAAUUGGAUUCCUACUCCAAACUGCUAAGUCCUACUCCCUUUCUUAGCAGGUGGUCACUAAAGGCCAGUCAUCCCUUCUCUACCUAAAUUCCUUUCUUCCUUGUCACCUGGAAUCUGUGCAUAGUCAUCACAUAGUUGGAUGCUCCAGAUAUCUUGGUUGAAUCUUUGCUGUUUUACAGAUUCAGUCCAAAGGUGAGAGCUUGGCUCAAACUCCUACUUCCUCUUGCCUUUUUCUCAAUACUAGCACCUCAGAAUUUGAUCGAUUCAUAUAACUUGUUUUUGUUUGUUUUCACAAAGCCAUUGACAAGUUAUGAUGCUAUUAGGUUUAUGGUGCUAUUUUUCAGGCAUCAUCUUAUUUAAUCAGCUCAUCUGCCCAGGCAUAUGUGCAGUGCAAGAAUGGCUACCUGCAUUUUAUAGAUGAGGAAACAGAGGUUCUAAGAAGCUAUUUGGAAGCAAAGUUACUAAUUCUAAGUCCCAUAUUUGCUCUAUUUUUCUCUUUACUUUUCCUUGUUGGGAGCUAGAUAAUAAGAAUUAAGCCUGGAACUUUUCUGCUUUCCAGAUUUAGUGAAAGUCACAUGGAAUAUCGGUGAGCAUUUCGCAUUUCGCAUUUGCUUUUCCCUGUUUGACAAAUGAGGAAUCUGAGGCACAAUGAGGUUACAUGAUUUCCCCAGAUCAUAGGGUGAUGCCGCUGCAGCUGGGAUAUUAGUUUCAAAGCUCAUGUGCUUUUCACCAACUCACCUGCUUCUUCUAAGUUAGCAGUUCUGAGGUCUGCUUGAAAGCCCCAUCCAUCUUUCCUUGAGCAAUGUAAUAGGGUUCAUGCUCAACAUUUUAGAAAUAAUGCUAAUUAAAAGUUUAAAAUCUCAGUUUACUUUAAAUGAACUCAAGAUGUUAUCACUCUGCUGGCCCCAGAAGAUAUUCAAAGAGAUAGUCUUGGCAGAAUUUACUUAUUAUAAAGAUUUCCUUUUCUUGAGUGUGAUCAGGAAAAUUUUAUGGUAUUUCCAGAAACCUAAGGGAUUGAAGGAAUAUUUCUUCUUCCCUUUGAAUUUAAUUUAAUCUUAAAGCAGCACACGCAAUCUUCCUGAGGCUGAGGUCCAGAACACAGCUUCCAAUGUCGAGAAAAGUAACCUGAAGGAGACUGCCUUACACGGGUCUGUGGAAAACCUGAUGUCCUUGCUAUGGGUCUACUGGAGUGAUGCUUCUCAGCUCAAGGGCAGGUGUGAGUGGACAGUGAAGGUGGCUGUCACCAGGCCAAAAUCAUAUUUACUUCUUGAGAGAAAUGACUAAGGGAAUGCAUGUUAAAGUUCUGUCCUUACGGUAGAAAAACUCAGUUCAGUCCAUGGACUAUCAGAGCUCUUUAUGACCACUGUUUGAGAACCAUCACUCCAAUAAAAGCAAUGGUAGCUGUGGAGAUUUUAAAGUCAUCAAGAGGUGGAGAGACUAGUUCCCUAAGCCCUUGAAAAAGGGGAGGAAUUUGAGACUUCUUCAACAAAUAAAAUGUGACAAAUAAAAAGUGACCUUAAGUAAUUUCUGAGGUUAGGUUAGAAAUGCUUCUGUAGCUCCUUUCUGGCUCUCUCUCUUGGAAAAUGCAUUUUUGGAUUGCUACCCUGAAGCUGCCAUGUUGGAGGGACCACACGAGGAGACCACAUAGAAAGAUGACAGGGCCUAAGGAUGCCAGUUGAUGCCUUAUAGAGCAAAGAUGAGUCUUCCCUCCUGAGUUUGGCCCAAAUGGCAUCACCAUUAACUAAGUAGAUGAUCAUUACUUAUUUAUGCAUCACGUUGGGGGUGAUUUGUCACACAGCAACAGAUAAUCUUAGUAAUAGCCAAUAUCAUACAUGGCAGAUUGGAAUGUCUUAGUCUCCAAUAAUUAACAGAGAUAAAUUCUGCAUAUGGAAUGUACAUUCAAAUAACCAUGUAUACAAUGCAUCAAAUACAGGAGUCACUUCAUAAAAUGUUAUUAAAUGAACUGAUGAAUGAAUGGGUAAAUAAUCUUAGGGAGAUCUCUUUCAGAAGAAAAACACUUGAGGUCUAUAAGUGACCACAUUCAUAAUUGAAGCCAACCAUGGGAUGAGGCUGUUAAAAAGUCAUAGAGCCCAAUUUAAAGGAGUAAAUGGUUUUCUCGUUACUUAUAAUGAUUUUAUCACAAAUAAGUCUUAUGAUAGUUUUGGACAUGGCAAUUUAAGAGGAUCUAACAAACUGAAGAGUGGCCAGGAUGGUGUGCAACCUUAAAAACCUGUUCCAUGACAAGUUGAGAGGUAUUUAAUUAGCCUGGAGAACAGAAAGGAAGACAAAGAAUUGUUUCAGAACGUUGGAGGAGAUGACAGGCUUCUUUUCUGUUACUCACAAGUUGGAGUAGAACAAACAGUCCAAUGCUAUAAAGUAGCAGUUGGUGAACUUUUCUAUAAAGGGGCAGACAGUAAAUAUUUGAGGCUUCAGAAGCCACAUGGCCUCUGUUAUGACUACUCACUCAACUCUGCCUUUGCAGCAGAAAAGAAACCAUGGCCAAUAAGUAGACAAAUGAGAUGGUCUUGUCCAAUAAAACUUUAUUUAUAAAAACAGGCAAUGGGUGACAUUUGGCCCCCUGAUAUAAAAAGAUUAAUUUUUUUGGAUAUAAGCUUGAGUUUCCUAUUAAAGCUAUUAAACUUCA
Messenger RNA from Symphalangus syndactylus (siamang), 27812 nucleotides. RefSeq lists its product as uncharacterized. NCBI's taxonomy places the organism in Eukaryota, Metazoa, Chordata, Mammalia, Primates, Hylobatidae. The record is from RefSeq and is a predicted model, not a curated record.